Messenger RNA from Sphaeramia orbicularis (orbiculate cardinalfish), 1941 nucleotides. Its product is annotated as probable flap endonuclease 1 homolog. The transcript is spliced from 11 exons. The coding region runs from base 174 to 1220 and encodes 348 amino acids. Gene Ontology annotation, cellular component: nucleus. The record is from RefSeq and is a predicted model, not a curated record. NCBI's taxonomy places the organism in Eukaryota, Metazoa, Chordata, Actinopteri, Kurtiformes, Apogonidae. Gene Ontology annotation, molecular function: RNA-DNA hybrid ribonuclease activity; magnesium ion binding; 5'-3' exonuclease activity.
ACAUUAGGAAGAUGGUUCAGUAGGAAAUAGUACCCUGUCUUUUGUCUUCAUUUAUCUGCAAUUCAUCAUCUACGAAUAACAGUGAGCUUUGGGAAUAUUGACCAAGUUUGUCUGUCUUCUGUCGUAGCGGAAGUGCGACUUUAGCUAAAACACAUUAGCUUCACGGUGUUACAAUGGGGAUCAUUAAACUGGCAGAUUUGAUUCGAUCUGAUGCUCCUGAUGCCAUUUCAUAUAAAGACAUCAGCGACUACACAGGAAAGGUUAUUGCAUUGGAUACGUCUAUUAUUAUGAACCAGUUUCGUGCAGCCACGCCUUCACUGAGCCCCCUGACAGGUCUCUUCUUUCGUACCCUGACCUUCCUGGAACAUGAUAUAAAGCCAGUCUUUGUGUUUGACGGAAAACCUCCAGGGGAGAAGACUGCUGUUCUUGUGAAACGAGCUGAAGCAGCCGGUUGGAGAUCUGCCAACUGUUCAGGCUCAGCAUCGCCCCAAACCAAAGACUGUUUGCACCUCCUGAAGCUUCUAGGUGUUCCUGUCAUCCAGGCUCCUGGUGACGCUGAAGCGCUCUGUGCUCAGCUGGUGAAGAAGGGGACUGUGGACGCUGUGGCAUCAGAGGAUAUGGACUCUCUGCCAUUUGGAGCUGAUGUUCUGAUUCGUCAAUUCAAUGCCAAGAAGGACAGUGAAGUCAUUGAAUAUUCUCUGCCAAAGCUGUUGAAGAAACUUGAAAUUACACAGGAGGAGUUUGUGGAUUUGUGCAUUUUGCUGGGCUGCGACUACUGUGAGAAGAUAUCGGGUUUGGGUCCGAAGAGAGCACUAACCCUCAUCCAGAAGCACCGCACCAUUGAGAAUGUGGUUUUACAUAUUAACAGACAGACGUAUCCUGUGCCACACUCCUGGAAGUAUCGAGAAGCACGGGAAUUAUUCGUGAAUGCACCUCAGACUACCAUUCCUGAACUCGUCUGGACUGAACCUGAUGAGGAAGCACUGGUCGGGUUUCUCAGUCACGUAAAGCGAGUAAAGGAGGACAGGGUCCGUCAUCGAAUGGAGAGGUUUCGUCAGAUGCGAGACUAUAAGCGAGAAGAGAGAGAAAAAGAGAAGGCAGCAGGAAAAAACAAGCAGACUCGCAUGGAGGACUUCUUCAGAGUGACCAGAAAGAGAGAACAGGCUGUGGAAGCUGCUGACUCUUUAAGCAGCAAGAAAAAGAGACCAAAGACAAAAUAAGGCCUCUGCCAUCUGCCUCUAAAUAAUCCCUGUGUUCCUGUCCAGAUAUCUGAAAAGCAGAUAUGAACCCGUUUGAAUGACAGUCCUUGUCUUUAAGCACAGCAUUGAACGAUGACUCUGCAGUGAAUUAAGAAGACACCAGAACAAGCAUUUUACAAGAAAUCGACUCCAUUCCACUUCUGGACUGACACAACAAUAAGCGAAUCUUGUCUUGACAAUGCAAAUCACUGAGCAAAUUUUCAAUCAUUCCAGCAGUUUCCUGCAAAGGCGACGCAAAAAGCAGAGCAGGCAGCGAACGGCUAUGAAAGACUUCAGUGUAAUCAGGGAGAGUGGGGCCAAAAUGGGAGACAGGGGACGUCUCAUCACAAGAUAUUCAAUGAGCACCUGUUGGGUGAAGGAUGCCAAGACGGCCAAAGACUGGAUUUAAAAAAAAAAAAAAAAAAAAAGUGUCUAAAAGAAAUAGUGAGAUGUUUGAAUCCAUGAAGAAAUGCUCUUUUUUAUACUGUAUGUGUUGUGCAUUGAUAUGUUACAGACCUUUUAAAUGAAAAUAAUGUUAUUUGAUUGAUGGAUACUUUUAUUUUUAUCAUGGGUCACAAAGUGUACAAUGUUUUAAAUGUACUUUAUUUUUAUGCUGGCUUUCUCAUUCAUUUUUUUUUUAUUCACCAUUUGAAUGCCGCUGUCUUGCUUACUUCUGGCAAUAAAACUGACUGUCAUACUUUAA